UCGGGUGUAGAAAGAAGGGACGCAGACCCAGUUGGGACCGCAGAAAGGAAGGAUCGAGAAAUUGUUCAGGCGGUAGCAAGAAGGGAGGGGUCCCAGUUCGGGAGCGAGAUAGGAAGUGGUAGGACUCCGUCCAUGCUGGAGAAAGGGAGCAGGACCUGGUUCGCGCUGCAGAAAGAUCGGGACCCAGAGAAAGGAGGGGACAAUAUCCUUGUGGAGCAGCUAAAAGGGCCAGGCUCAGGAAGGAGAAGAGGUGCUAGGACCCGGCUGAUUAUGGUUUGCAAAGGGAAGAGACGGCACUUGGUAGGGUUCCAGAACAAGGAAUACACAGGCUCAGCUGUUAUUCGGUCUCCCGGAAAGAUGGAUAGGAGAAAUGAGUAUGGUUAUAGAAUGUCCCCAUUCCAGGGCCCUCUGCCUCCCCCUGGGAGCCUGGGGCUUCCCUUUCCUCCAGAUGUACAGACUGAGACCACAGAAGAGGACAGUGUCUUGCUGAUGCAUACUUUGUUGGCGGCAACCAAGGACCCCCUGGCUAUGGACUCACCAGUUGCCAACCGACCUAAGAAAAGCAAGACCAAGAAGACCCCUAUUAAAGUUGUUACUAAGGUCACACCUCCAGUCCCAUCUGCCAAUGAGAUUGCCACCCACAAACCCAAAAUAACUUUGCAGGCUUUAAACCUGCCAAUCAUCACCCAGAUCAGCCAGGAUUCAGCUACCACUGAGGCAGCCAAUAUUCAGGGUCCUUUAGUCAGUGUUCAACCUAAGAAAGCCAACAAGACAAAGAGAGUUACUGUCAAGGCAGCCCAAAGUUCUCAGUCCUCAGUUGGCAGUGAGGCUGUGACCACACAGCUCAAGUCACCCAUACAGGCCCUAAGUCUACCAGUUGUCUCACAAAGUAUCCAGGCUCCAAUAGCCAGUGACUCAGCCAAUUCCCUGAACUUGAUAGCCUCUACCAAGCCUAAGAAAGCAUCCAAAGCUAAAAAGGCUGCCAACAAGGCCAUGACUAGUGCCACUGAGAUCUCACAGGCUCUAACUGCCACCCAUACGGCUACCACCCAAGGCCAGAUUAUCAGUGAGACAACUAAUAUCCAUGCCACAGCAACCUCCAUCCGAGCCAAGAAAGCCCCCAAAGCUAAGAAGACAACUUCGAAGGCCACAAAUACUGAACUUGAGCAUGUGGAGGCUCCACAUAUCACUGAGGCAGCAACCAGGCAGACUGAGACCUCAGCAGCAGCUAUCCGGCCCAAAAAAGCCAAAAGCAAGAAGGCUGCCAAUAAGGGCUUAAAUUCUGCUGGUGAGAUCUCUGAGGCCCAGCCUACUACUCAUAUGGUCACAAACCAAACCUUAGCAGCCACCCUUCGAGUCAAGAGAGGGUCUAGGACUCGGAAGGCAGCUGCUAAGGGUCGGGCACUUGAAAGCCAGACUCCGAUUGCUGACCAAGGGACCCAAGCCAAGACAGCCACCUCUCAGACCAGCAUGAGUGCCCUUGAGACUCAGAUUGCUGCUGCUGUCCAGGCCCUGGCAGAUGACUACCUGGCUCAGUUGAGUCUGGAGCCCACAGCCAGGACCCGAGGCAAGAGGAACCGAAAGGCCAAGCAUCCAAAUGGGGAUGAGAGAAGCAGCAGUAAUUACAGGCGGAUCCCAUGGGGCCGGAGACCUUCACCUCCCAGAGAUGUGGCCAUCUUGCAAGAAAGGGCAAAUAAGUUGGUGAAAUACCUAUUGGUUAAAGACCAGACGAAGAUCCCCAUAAAGCGCUCAGACAUGCUGAAGGAUGUCAUCCAAGAAUAUGAUGAAUAUUUCCCAGAGAUCAUUGAACGGGCAAGCUACGCUCUGGAGAAGAUGUUUCGAGUCAAUCUGAAGGAAAUUGAUAAGCAGAGUAGCUUGUAUAUUCUCAUCAGCACUCAGGAAUCGUCUGCAGGCAUAUUGGGAACGACCAAGGAUACACCUAAGCUGGGUCUUCUUAUGGUGAUUCUGAGUGUCAUUUUUAUGAAUGGCAACAAGGCCAGUGAGGCUGUCAUCUGGGAGGUGCUGCGCAAGUUGGGGCUGCGCCCUGGGGUGAGGCAUUCGCUUUUUGGGGAAGUGAGGAAGCUCAUCACAGACGAGUUUGUGAAGCAGAAGUACCUGGAGUACAAGAGAGUCCCCAACAGCAGACCACCUGAGUAUGAGUUCUUCUGGGGUUUGCGGUCCUACCAUGAGACUAGCAAGAUGAAAGUCCUCAAGUUUGCAUGCAAGGUACAGAAGAAAGAUCCCAAGGACUGGGCUGCUCAGUAUCGGGAGGCGGUAGAGAUGGAAGUCCAAGCUGCAGCUGUGGCUGUGGCUGAGGCUGAGGCCAGGGCUGAGGCAAGAGCGCAAAUGGGGAUUGGAGAGGAAGCUGUGGCUGGGCCCUGGAAUUGGGAUGACAUGGAUAUUGACUGCCUAACCAGGGAAGAGUUAGGCGAUGAUGCUCAGGCCUGGAGCAGAUUUUCAUUUGAAAUUGAGGCCAGAUCCCAAGAAAAUACAGAUGCCAACACCAACAUCGACUUCAGCAGAGGAGCUAGCACCAGGUCUAGUUUCAGUGAUGGUGCUAGUGUUAGCUUCAGUGGUGCACCCAGUCCCAGUGGUGGUUUCAGUGGCGGAGCUGGCAUUACCUUCGGUGGUGCACCCUGCACCAGUGCCAGCUUCAGCAGUGCAGCCAGCAUUAGCUUUGGUAGCAUACCCAGCACUAGCAAUACUUUCACUGGUGGAGCCAGUAUUAGCUUUGGUGGUGCACCCAGCACCAGUGCCAGUUUCAGCAGUGCAGCCAGCAUUAGCUUUGGUGGUGCACCCAGCACUAUCACUAGUUUCAGUGGCGGAGCCAGUAUUAGCUUUGGUGGGGCACCCAGCACUAGCACUAGUUUUAGCAGCACAGCCAGCAUUAGCUUUGGUGGUGCACCCAGCACUAGUACUAGUUUCAGUGGUGGAGCCAGCAUUAGUUUUGGUGGUACACCUUGUACCAGUGCCAGCUUCAAUAGUGGAGCCAGCUCUGGCUUUGGAAGCACACUCAGUACCACCGCUGGCUUUGGUGGUGCACUUACCACCAGCACCAGCUUCAGCAGUGCGCCCGCCACGAGCACGGUCUUCAGUGAGGCACUUACCACCAGCACUGGUUUUGGAGGUACACUUAGCACCAGUGUGUGCUUUGGUGGUUCUCCCAGUUCUGGUGCCAGCUUUGGUGGCACACUCAGUACCAGUAUCUGCUUUGGUGGCUCUCCUACCGCUAGCACUGGUUUUGGUGGUACACUCAGCACCAGUGUCUCCUUUGGUGGCUGUUCCAGCACCAGUGCUGACUUUGGCGGUACAUUAAGCACGAGUGUCUGCUUUGGUGGCUCUCCUGGCACCAACGUGAGCUUUGGUGGUGCACUCAGCAGUGCAAGCUUUGGCGGUGCACUCAACAGCAGUGCCAGCUGUGAUGGUGCACUCAACACAAGUGCCAGUGCCAGUUUUGGUGGUACCGUCAGCACCAGUGCAGGCUUUGGCAGUGCACUCAACCCAAAUACCAGUUUUGGUGGAGUACUGAACAGCACUACUGGCUUUGAUGGUGCACUCAACACGAGUGCCAGUUUUGGUGGUGCUGUCAGCACCAGUGCCAGCUUUGGUGGCACACUCAACACCAGUGCUGGCUUUGGCAGUGCACUCAACAACAGUGCUGGUUUUGUUGGUGCCGUAAGUACCAGUGCCGGCUUUGGUGGUACACUCAGCAGUGCUGGCUUUGGCAAUGCACUCAACACGAGUGCUGGUUUUGGUGGUGCCGUAAGUACCAGUGCCGGCUUUGGUGGUGCACUCAAUACCAGUGCCGGUUUUGGCAGUGCCAUCAGUACCAGUGCUAGCUUCAGUGGUACACCCAGCACCAAUCCCGGCUUUGGCGGUGCAUUCAGCAGCAGUGCUGGCUUCAGUGGGGCACUUAGUACCACUACUGACUUUGGUGGUAGUCCCAGCAACAGUAUUGGCUUUGGCGGUGCUCCCAGCACCAGCAUCAGCUUUGGCGGUGCUCAUAGCACUAGCCUCUGUUUUGGUGCUCCCAGCACCAGCCUCUGCUUUGGCAGUGCAUCUAAUACCAAUCUAUGCUUUGGUGGCCCUCCUAGCACCAGUGCCUGCUUUAGUGGUGUUACCAGUGCCAGUUUUAGUGAUGGACCCAGCAACAGUGCUGGUUUCAGCUUUGGCAGUGGGCUAAGCACCAGUGCUGGAUUUGGUGGACUGAGCACCAGUGCUGGCUUUGGUGGCAGCCUGGGCACCAGUGCUGGCUUUAGUGGUGGCUUAGGCACCAGUACUGGCUUCGAUGGCAGCCUAGGCACUGCUGCUGGCUUCAGUGGUGGACUAAGCACCAGCUCUGGCUUCAGUGGCGGACUAGGCACCAGCACUGGCUUCGGUGGCGGACUAGGCACCAGUGCUGGCUUCGGUGGCGGACUAGGCACCAGCGCUGGCUUCAGUGGCGGACUAGGCACCAGUGCUGGCUUUGGUGGCGGACUGGUCACCAGCGAUGGCUUUGGUGGUGGACUAGGCACCAAUGCUGGUUUUGGCAGCACACUUGGCACCAGUGCUGGCUUUAGUGGUGGCCUCAGCACCAGCGAUGGCUUUGGCGGUGGGCCUAAUGCCAGCUUCGACAGAGGACUGAGUACCAUCAUUGGCUUUGGCAGUGGUUCCAACACCAGCACUGGCUUUACUGGCGAACCCAGCACGAGUGCCGGCUUCAGUAGUGGACCCAGUUCUAUUAUUGGCUUCAGCGGUGGACCAGGCACUGGUGCUGGCUUCUGCAGUGGACAAGGCACCAGUGGUUUUGGCGGUGGACCGAGCACCAGAGCUGGCUUCAGCGGACUGAGCACCGGAGCUGGUUUCGGCAGUGGACCGAAUAGUGCUGGCUUCGGCGGCGGACCAAGCACUGGUCCUGGAUUCAGCGGUGGACCAAGCACUGAUGCUGGCUUUGGUGGUGGAGCCACCAGCCUUGGUGCCUGUGGCUUCUCCUAUGGCUAGUGAGAUUUCAGGUUUAUCCCCCAUGUUUACAGAAACCGCUCAUGAACUGCAGCAGUCCUUUCCAUGGAGCUAAGUGAUAGCUUUGGAAUCUUUGUCCACACAGCGAUCUAAACAGCUAUUACCAAUCAGCUGAGGGUGACACACUAUGAAAAACCUAUUUGCUGUUCCCGCUUUAUUGUUUGCUUUCUGUGUGCUGUCAUAUUUUGGUAUCAGAGUGACAUUAAAUUUGCAAAAUUAA
Messenger RNA from Oryctolagus cuniculus (rabbit), 5218 nucleotides. RefSeq names its product trophinin (gene TRO). Gene Ontology annotation, cellular component: nucleus. Gene Ontology annotation, biological process: negative regulation of transcription by RNA polymerase II. NCBI's taxonomy places the organism in Eukaryota, Metazoa, Chordata, Mammalia, Lagomorpha, Leporidae. The record is from RefSeq and is a predicted model, not a curated record.